AUGGAUACCACGGCUGUUCUAGAUAAAUACACACAGGAUCUUUCCAAUUUGCCGUUAGAGGUCAAGCAUCUACUUGAAGAGUUGAGGAAUAAGGACUUCCAACUAGCAGAGACGAGAAAAAGAUAUCAAAGUAAAGAUAACCAAAUACACAAGUUUAUAAAAGCAAAUGGAACACUAGCAAAAAAUCCUAAGGAACAGCUGAUCUAUGUCAAAAUAGAAGAGGGCAUGGCUGCCGUCAAAAAAAUACAACAAGAGAAGAUUUUGUUAGCUAAUACUGCUCUUUUUCUAGUAUCAAAGCAUUUAUAUAACUUUGAAACAGACAUAGCGAAACUAGAGGCAGAUGAGCUUUUGCCCCCAAUCGAAAAUGUCUUGGAUUUGGAUGGCUCCAGGUUGGAUGAUCAAUUAGCCAACGGCUUUUCCGAUAGCGCUUCCGCUACACCUACUCCUAGAAGUGCAGGCUUCUCCGCUUCGAGCUCUGACAACGGAAUGAGAAGAACACAUAAGAGGAAGCACACUUUAAUGAAAUCCGAAAUGAGGCCGAUGAAAAGAUUUAAAAUUGAAGAUUUGGAAGACGAUGACAUAAUCCCAACCAGAAAAGCGUCUUCAAAUGAGGGCCCACAAGCAGGUACCGGUGAGGACGCUGACAACAAUCUCUAUUGCUUCUGUCAGCGUGUUUCUUUUGGAGAAAUGAUUGGUUGUGAUAAUGAUGACUGUAAAUACGAAUGGUUUCAUUGGAGCUGCGUCGGCAUCACUUCUCCUCCUAAGGACGAUGAAGUAUGGUAUUGUCCCGACUGUGCGCCUAAGAUGGAGAAAAGAAGGAAGAAAAAGAAGUAG
This is a messenger RNA of Priceomyces carsonii, 834 nucleotides long. It is a transcript of the gene NBN1, whose product is annotated as histone acetyltransferase. The transcript has a single exon. Gene Ontology annotation, cellular component: NuA4 histone acetyltransferase complex; nucleus. The record is from RefSeq and is a predicted model, not a curated record. The coding region runs from base 1 to 834 and encodes 277 amino acids. Gene Ontology annotation, biological process: regulation of DNA-templated transcription. Lineage: Eukaryota; Fungi; Ascomycota; Pichiomycetes; Serinales; Debaryomycetaceae.